Cordyceps militaris CM01 is the source of this 1194-nucleotide messenger RNA. RefSeq lists its product as uncharacterized. The record is from RefSeq and is a predicted model, not a curated record. Lineage: Eukaryota; Fungi; Ascomycota; Sordariomycetes; Hypocreales; Cordycipitaceae. The transcript has a single exon. Bases 1 to 1194 code for a protein of 397 amino acids.
AUGUUGGAAUCAAGAAUGGUGUCGGAUGUUACAUGGGAACCGCUAGCACCCCUAGCAGCGACGACCACGACUGCCGAUGAUGCCCCAAUUCAAGAUGGCGACGACAACAGCGACGCCGACACACGCGGGCCUAGGUCUUAUAGCCUAGAGGACUACUUGGACCUUCGCAUCGACAACUUCACUGGUGACAUGCGCGACACCUUCACCUGCCCGCGCGGCGACACACAAUGCGACGGCCACACAUUCUCGUCGAUCCAGGAGUGCGUAGCACACGAGCAGGACUGGCAUGCUGGCCCAUACAAGUGUUAUAUCUGUGGGCGGGCGUUUGCGUCGGGGCCGCGGUUGCGGCGCCACGACCACUACGUGGACUCGGAGGCACGCCGGGUGGACGUGGACGAGGCGGAGAUGCGCAGGGGCGGCGUGUGCGUUACGGUCUACCAUGGCAAUUUGCUGCAGAGGCGGCGGGCCAAACAGUUUGCGAAGCUGGUGAAGCUCGACGACGCAAGUCGAGAGAAAGAAAGGGCUAGGGAGGAGAAGAAGCGGACAACGAAAAUGUUGGCCGCGAUUAAGCGUGAGGAGGUUAGAAAGAGAAACAAGGACGGACAGUUGGUCGUGAUUGGCGCAGAAGAUGGUGCCGCGAUAGGGCCCGUGGAGGACAAGGACAACAUGGAGAUCUGUCACGAGCCGUGCUGUCCAUUGUUUGAGAGGCGAUUUACCAAUAAUGGGUCGUAUGCGCGACAUAUUGCUGCGCAGAGCCACGCCAUCGCCGUUCGCAUGGGCAGGGCUCUUGUCCAGCAACUCACCGUCAUGGCCACGAGCCGGGGGUUUCUGGCCGACACCUCUCCUCCCCACGAUGCUGAAAUGGCGGGCCAUGGGCGAGCGAGCACGCCGCCACCUCGACCGCGCGAUGCCCAUACGCAGCUACUCUCUCCGCCCCCAACACCGCACACGAGCGACGACAACGACCAUGACUGGGAUGGCAUGGAGAAGAUGCCCAUGAUGCUGACGCUACGACUGGCCAAGACACAGCGAGCGCUGCGCGAGCUGCGCUGCAACGCCCCCGGGUGCAGCAUGUACGGACAGGGAAUGGCGAGCAGCCAGUCCUACUGGGCGCAUCUGGCGUCGCAAGGCCAUGUGGCUGCGUUGAAGGCGUGGACUGGACGAGGUGGAGAGGCGGUUUACGUACCUUUUUGA